UUUACACCAAUACUCGCAUUUUAAAUCAUCAUUCCUGUUCAAGUUUGAAAUAAAUGGAAAUUAACUAAUAGCAAAUCGAUCUUUUUUGCAAUUAUACGUACAUAAGUGAAAGAACCCGAAUUGCUAGAAGAGAAGAAUACGUCUACGCCGCAACGAAUCGAUAAUACCUGAAUAAAUUGUAACAGUACUUUGGACAUUAGAAGUAUAACACUCGCGCUAGUGACACAAGUGCAGUUGGCCUCGUAAGAUUAAUUAUGCCUUCCCGGGCUGAAGAUAUACUCAAGGGCUUUCAAGUGAACUGGAUGAAUUUACGUGAUGCCUACACCGGUAAAAUAUUAUGGCAAGGGAACGAAGAUUUGUCUGUACCUGACGUGGAACACGAGGCAAGGGUGCCGAAGAAGAUACUGAAAUGUCGAGCAGUGUCACGAGAAAUUAAUUUUAGUUCUGCAGAACCAAUGGAAAGGUUUAGGCUAGAACAGAAGGUAUUGUUCAAAGGUCGGUGCCUGGAAGAGUGGUUCUUUAGAUUUGGAUUUGUAAUACCUAACAGCACCAACACCUGGCAAAGUAUGAUAUACGCUGCCCCAGAGAGUCAAAUGAUGCCUGCUAAUAUUUUAAAUGGAAAUGUGGUGAUAGAAACGAAGUUCUUCGACGAUGAUUUAUUAGUCUCUACCAGCAAAGUUCGUCUUUUCUACGUCUGAGCAAUAAACGUUCCAUAUCAAAUAUUACAAGACAUGGGACCAACAAAUGUGUCUCAAAAUAAAGUCAGAGACCGGAUGGCAUACGAUGAUAAUAUCGAAACAAUGUUCAUAUUGAGCAUACUUCUACGCACCUACUCUGACAGCACUUUGCCGAAUGUAUUUUCUCACAUUUUGCAUGAGCGAAAUGUAUAGCACAUUUCGGCUUGACAAGCUUGAAAAAAAGUUACUUGAAAUUUGUGAAAUGUGCACUUUCGAAGGCACUAUCUUUAUUUAAAUACAAAUGAACGUAGCAAAUUUUGUACAUAUUGUAAUACACUACACUGAUUCAAUAAAAAAAAUAGAAA
Molecule: messenger RNA, 1042 nt
Organism: Ceratina calcarata
Lineage: Eukaryota; Metazoa; Arthropoda; Insecta; Hymenoptera; Apidae
Gene: PrBP
Product: Prenyl-binding protein
Exons: 4
Coding region: 255-698 (147 amino acids)
Biological process (GO): sensory perception of light stimulus
Cellular component (GO): cytoplasm
Source: RefSeq, a predicted model, not a curated record